AUGAAGCCGGUACCGUCUGGCGAAGAGAAUUUUGUUCCGAAAAGAAGAUACGCUCCACCAAAACCACCACCAGCUACAAAAUCUAAAGUUGAGCCGGCCAGCCAGCCAACCGCUGGCCCUAGCGGCGAUUUGGAACCAUCGUUCGGGCAGUUUAUGAGAAUGAUAACGGAGCUCAUUAAGAAUGAAGCAAAGAAAGAACAUAAGUAG
Molecule: messenger RNA, 207 nt
Organism: Cylicocyclus nassatus
Lineage: Eukaryota; Metazoa; Nematoda; Chromadorea; Rhabditida; Strongylidae
Source: the annotation of a GenBank genome assembly